AAUGCCGGUUACAGUACGUCAGUCGAUGGCAGUCGUUGGUCCUGGUUGGUCCUGUUUCAUAUAGGAUUUACGUCUGUCCGUUAUUAUUUCUCGUAAUUGAAAUUGGAUAAAAAUGAAUCUGCUAUCAAUAUUGAGAAGCUAACGACAUGUAGAGUGACGCUGACUGCUUCGCUCGAUGCUCGUAAAAACUGUGAAGGCUGUAUUAACUUUUCCCAUGGUUGACGUUACUUGCCUACUGGUAUCUUAGUGCCCCGUAUAUAAAGAACCUCAACGGUACGAGUGCCUUUCAGUAUGCGGUAUGGAGCGCACUACGAUUCACAAACGAAAUAGAUUCAAGUAUUCUUCAUUGUUUGACUUGUUUAUAUUCGUGCCUUGAGUCUCGCGUGAUGAAUGACGUGAAAUUUUGAAGACGCUGCGAAAGUGUACGAAGAAUAAUUUUACGACUGGUUUUUCAUCGAGUGAAAGUAACAUCGGAUCUUCUUGUCCGUUGUACGUCCUGUUAUUAGCACCUAGCCAUCCGCUUCACUCGACAGAGUUCUAACGAGUACAGUGUUAAGACAUUGUGGAACCGGCAAUUUUAACCAGAAGCUGUCUCAUGGCACCGGCUAUUAUUUCGUAAUUGAAUGUGGAAGUGAAAUAGUUAAUGCAAGUGCAAGCACCGCCAACUCGUGACCUAUCAACAAUGUGUCAAGUGGCCUCCGGCCAAAAUUAUAGCGUGCCCAAGCGUGUCCACGUAAGAUUAUCACACGGAAGCGUAACUGAGAUAGCAAAGCAUACUCGUCUAAUAAUUGUGCCUACAAGAGCUGCUGUAUGUACAUACAUUUGCUGUGGAUCAAUCAACUAGUAAUUUAGAGCCACCAUAUAGAACAAGUUGUAUGCAUCUUUUACGCAUCAAUUGCCAAAACCUUGAAGACCCAACUGAUGUUCAAGAACCUAAUACUCUGUUGCCAAGGAAUUACAAGCAACUGUUGCUGCUGAAUUGUUUGCUAGAAAAUAACAGCAACUUUAUUCCAGUACUAAUUUUUAGACUGCUAACUUUUAUCACGUUGUUAGGACUGACGUAGUUAUGUAUUCGGUAAUUGAACAAUUCGCUAACAAAAUCCUGUUAUGCAUUUAGAAUUUGUGUUUUCUUAACGGUUGCUUUCAGCUUACUAGCAAGAUGUGGUUAUGCUAUGCUCAUAAUACAGUAUAGAGUAGCAAAUGGUUACCAGCGAUAGAAGAAGAGUAUUGCCGAAUGAUAUUUGACUGUGAAGUUGUCUAAAUUUUAGUUGUUUUUAAGUGAAUUGAAAUCCACUAGGAUUUCAUUAAUUUUUCCAGUAAUAAGUUCACCUGGCUUCCUUACUGAGAGUUUAAAGCCCGUAUUCAGAACUUGCUUUUAGUGCUAAUAGCGCGCUUUUAAAUUUUUUCUUAGUGACUUUUAACUACAAGCGACCCUGUUAGUGACUUUAAGAGCGAGUUGUGAAUACGGGCUUAAGUGUAUAAAGUAUUCCAAUUCGAAGAAAAAAUGUUGACGUAUGAUUUCCUCGAAAUCUAAAAGAGCCGCCUGCUGUAUGACGAAAAUAGCUUAUUGAAACGCUUAACGCAGAUUAAUGCGCUAUAAUUAAUUAAUGUGUUAUAAUCAAGAGAAUUAUUGAACAACUGAUCACUGACGAAGAGCUGCAUUUUUAAUAAAUUUUUAUCAUUAAAACGAUCGACUGAUUUUUAAAUUUUAAUUUCUUCAUAAUACAUCGGGCCCUGUUCAAGGCUAGCUUAACUAAUCCUACUCAAUAUAUAAUGUUGAGAUAAACCGAAUACCAUAACUGAUUUGGCACGUUUUUAUACGUAAACACGUAAGAAAAACAUAACAAGGUGUAAAGCAAGAAAACGGUUGUAGCUCGUCGUACGACGUAACCUAUAAACAUCGAUAAAAAAGAAAUCACGUACAGGCAUUAUGGGUAAUGUCGAAAAACUUUAGAUCAUUCCGCAUGAAUUAUUACGUGCCCAUGAAAUGGGUUCGCGUGUUGAUAAUUCCAAGGUCCUCUCACUGUUUCAUACACACGUGGUUAAAAAUGUUAGGUGAUACACGCAUAGGACGUCGAGUAUAGCGAUGAAACUUAACGAAAGAUGGAAAGAUCGUUCGGUCAGGAAUUCGGCGACGAAAUUUAUUCUAAAACGAAUACCGAUACUGUCAUGGCUUCCGAAAUACAAUACGGAAAAAAUGAUGAGCGACGCAAUUGCUGGUAUCACCGUAGGACUCACUGUUAUGCCGCAGGCAUUGGCUUAUGCUACUUUGGCUGGACUUGAACCACAGUAUGGACUUUAUUCCGCAUUUAUGGGCGCCAUUGUUUACGUUUUUCUUGGAUCCUGUAAGGAAAUCACCAUAGGGCCUACAGCAUUAAUGGCUCUGAUGACUCAUCAGUACGUUCAAGGGCGGAGCGUGGAUUUUGCCAUAUUACUUGCAUUUCUCACAGGCUGCCUGCAAUUGCUUAUGGCUUGUUUGCGAUUGGGUGUACUCAUUGAUUUUAUAUCUGUACCGGUGACUGUUGGAUUCACUUCUGCCACUUCGGUGAUAAUUGCCGUUUCCCAGCUAAAAGGUCUUCUAGGUCUCAAGGUCUCGUCUUCGGGAUUUCUAGAUACUAUUAUCAAAGUAAUCACGCACAUUGGCGACACGAGGGUCUGGGAUGCUGGAAUGAGUUUCUCGUGCAUAACAAUCCUUCUGAUACUGAGGAAAUUGAAAGACAUCAAAUUAUGCAAAGAAGGACAGAAGCCAACAGAGAGGCAAAAGACCUUAAUGAAAGUAAUGUGGCUGAUUUCUACAGCGAGAAACGCUAUUAUCGUUAUUGCCUGUUCUGCUGUUGCUUACAAAUUGGAGACUUCCGGUUCCGGUUCGCCAUUUAUUCUGACGGGUCCUGUAAAAUCCGGUUUGCCUUCAUUUAGUUUCCCACCAUUUUCAACUCAGGUGAACAAUAGCACCGUGAGUUUCAUAGAGAUGUGCGGUGAGCUCGGUUAUGGCAUCUUCCUGGUGCCAAUAAUUGGAGUCCUGGGGAACGUUGCUAUUGCGAAGGCUUUUGCCAGUGGGGAUAACAUUGAUGCUACGCAGGAACUUAUUACUUUGGGUGUCUGCAAUAUUCUCGGAUCUUGUGCCAGUGCAAUGCCUGUUACUGGUUCCUUCAGCAGGUCUGCAGUUAAUCAUGCAAGCGGUGUCAAAACACCUAUGGGUGGACUUUAUACAGGAAUUCUUAUCUUGUUGGCACUCAGUUUGUUAACGCCUUACUUCUAUUUCAUUCCAAAAGCAUCAUUGGCAGCAGUAAUCAUUUGUGCUGUAAUAUUCAUGAUCGAGUAUGAGGUGGUCAAACCCAUGUGGAGAUCUAGCCGAAAGGACCUUAUACCCACCUUUGUCACUUUUGUACUAUGUCUCAUCAUUGGUGUUGAAUAUGGCAUCCUGGCUGGUGUUGGGAUAAACUUAAUAUUCUUAUUGUAUCCAUCAGCACGACCAAUUAUCAAUGUAGAAAAAUGUGUUACUGUCUCCGGAGCAGAGUAUCUUCUGGUUACGCCAGGAAACAGUCUUUACUUUCCUGCAGUCGAUUUCAUAAAACAAUCUGUGGAUCGUGCUGGGAGAAAAGAAGGUUCUAGUCAAUUACCCGUUGUUGUUGAUUGUAGAUACGUGUUGGGAGCUGACUUUACAGCAGCGAAGGGUAUAGCUGCUCUUAUAAACGAAUAUAACAAUCGAAAACAAGGUCUUUACUUUUAUAAUCCACGAUGUGAUGUUGUUUCGGUCUUACGAGGAGCUUGUGGAGAAAAUUUUCAAUAUGUUUCAACCCACGAGGAAUUAUCAUACUUAUUAUAUACGAGUCCAGAUCAAUCUAGACAACUUCUUGAAGUGACUCGCGAGAAUUCAACUCAACCUUUGACAAUGAACAACUCUAAGUUAAUUCAUAGAGUCUCGUCAACUCAUGAACUCAGUGAAGUGACAACAACGUUGUUGCAGCAUGCAGCAGCCAGUUGAGAAUGUGGUGUGACCAUUUUUUUAUAACGACAAAUAUAGCAACAAUUUUUUUACGCAGAUCCUGUCACGUACUUACAUUUCUUCCAUUUAAUGACAGGCGGAUCAUUAAUCUGAAAACGAUCACGCGGGAAGAGCUAUAGACUUCGGCAGUUAAAAGUUAAAGCUAAUAAAUAGAAUUUUUUUUAUUAACUGUACAUUUUUCUCUACCUUGACAUGAAGCUUUUUAAACGUAAUCUACACAAAAAAAACCUACAAAAGUGACUGAUUCCAACAGAAUAUAAACCAAUUUAAUCUUAUUGAGGCGUAGAACUUACUCCAUGCGCCUAUUAACAUUAUAUGUUCCCUAAGUGACCACUUUUGUGAGAAAGUUUUUGAAAACUACUUUCAAAGUUAAGCAAUUGAAAUAUUGAUUGAACAUCAUGAAAAAAAGUGAACAGGUCUAAUAUAUGCAUUACAAAAGAUAUAAUUUCGUCAGUACAGUGGCCUCACGUUAAAUGCGCGACUACGAGGGUGUCAGGGAAAGUAAGUUCUAACAAAUACUAAAUUAUAGGGUACAUACACCCUCACUAGACUCAACCCUCCUACCAGAUUCAAUAUCCUCUGAAAGCUAAUUUAUUGACAGUCGUUAUUCUGCGCGAAAUAUUUAAACAAGUUGAAGAAAUUACCGUAUUAAAAUCUUAUUUUACAUUUAA
Cephus cinctus (wheat stem sawfly) is the source of this 4677-nucleotide messenger RNA. RefSeq names its product sodium-independent sulfate anion transporter. The record is from RefSeq and is a predicted model, not a curated record. Gene Ontology annotation, cellular component: membrane. NCBI's taxonomy places the organism in Eukaryota, Metazoa, Arthropoda, Insecta, Hymenoptera, Cephidae. The transcript has 11 exons. Gene Ontology annotation, biological process: transmembrane transport. Gene Ontology annotation, molecular function: sulfate transmembrane transporter activity. The coding region runs from base 2087 to 3985 and encodes 632 amino acids.